Messenger RNA from Puccinia triticina, 1689 nucleotides. RefSeq lists its product as uncharacterized. The coding region runs from base 1 to 1689 and encodes 562 amino acids. The transcript is spliced from 7 exons. NCBI's taxonomy places the organism in Eukaryota, Fungi, Basidiomycota, Pucciniomycetes, Pucciniales, Pucciniaceae. The record is from RefSeq and is a predicted model, not a curated record.
AUGGCACGAACGAGAUACAACUCCGAUCGGCCCGAGACUUACGCCCGAUUCCGAGCUGGCAGGAAUAGUUACAACCAACGACAGCAAUUACACCAUGGACAGGAAGAAUUUUGCCACGAAAACAUCCUAGACAACCCUUACAACCACCCUCAGGAAGAAGACACAUCAGACGAUGAAGAGAAUGACAAUGACGAAAGAAACUGGGUGGUACUUACCGAAGAAGAGCCUGUUAACCCAAUUGAUGCAGCAAUCAAAGCUCGGAAAGCACAGCAUCGACAACAAGCACGGCAGUACGAUUACUUGGCCAUGAUUCAAAGCCUGCACUCGGUGUACCUUGUUUUAAAAUACAAGACCAAUGACUGGACCGGUUCCAAUACUUUCUACGACUUCCGCAACUGCAACUGUCUGCCGCACACCAAGACAUCACGACCGGUGGAUUUAGUUGAUGUUUCCGUUUAUUGGCUUUGCAGGAAGUUUGGUAAUGCUGUGAAACGCCGGCGUGAGACUAGGUCAUUGCUUGCUGCUCUCCUUGGACUUCCGAAUCCCCACAAGCGAAACGGCCGAAAGUACACAGAGGGAUAUUUUUUAAAGCAGUGGCGAAAGCAGCGCGAGUUUCAGACUGCUCAUACUCAAGAAGAGGACGAUCGAACGCAAGAGUUAGUCCAACUGUAUAAAGAUGAGGCUGCGUUGGAACACCUCAGGAAACGGCUCCAAGGCCCUGAGAUAUUUUUGGCAACUGAGGAGGAAUUGCGAGUACUCCUUGACCAAAUAGUAGACAAAACCGAGCAACUCAAGCGCAAAGCGGAGGCAUUGAACAGGGGUAACUCAACCGAUCAAUCUGCCGAGAAACUUGAGGAAGAACGGCUGUUACUGCUACUUUGGGAUGCCAAAUCCGACCUUUUUGUGCAGGCAGUCCACCUCCGUGCCGAACGGGAACCAAUUCUGAACUCAAAAAAUAUGGGUACACGACUUGGAACUAAGCUGAAGGAAAAAAUUUACAAAUCCAUUGCAGCACGACGGCCGGCCGUAGUCAAACUGAUCAAUUACUUCAACUCAUGCCAUGCAAAUAGAAUCCAGGAAGAAUUUCAGUUAAUUUCUCAAGAGUUGAGUCGCGCGGUUGGAUGGGCAAUUAGCCAGAACAAUCUACUUCGUUCAAACAUCAGAUACAUUCAUGCGCUAUACCUUUCUAGCGAAACAGAUGAUACAAGACCUCCAGACGAGCACAUUGAUUCUCUGCCAAUGGCCGGGAUGACAUAUCGCCAAAAGCUGAAAUGUAUCAACCAAGAGUUACGCUUACGUCUUUCGACUCAUAAGGUAUUGGUGCAAGAUCGGUCGGAUGAUGUGAUGUGGCUGUGGGACAAGUGUCAGCCGCCACAAAACAAACCCAACAUAUCUGAAUGGAUUCGACUUGCAGAAUGCAGUAGGUCGGACGCUGGUGUUAAUCUAGAAGUACCAGAUAUCGAUGAGGAAUUGGAAGACGUAUUGUUGGAUAAUGAGGGGGACGAUGGGGAUUACGACGAAGAUGAUUGGGUCGAUGAGAUUGGAUAUGAUGAUACACCCGAGGUCGCCCCACCAUUACCAGCCAAGGUCGCCCCACCUUUACCGCAGGAAUCAGAGGCCCGGAUCUCUUCACCAGUACCUGAAGAAUUGAAUGUACCUGAUAGAUCUGCGCCAUCAAUCCCCGAGUAA